CGGCCGACCCUCCACAGUACCUAUCCCGCCGUCGCCUGAACGUUAACUCCAACCGCACGUUCUCCCGACACCAGGCGUUCAUUUUACCUAAUCGUGGCGUCUUCAGUGCCCCGAAGAUGCAGCUGAAGACCACCGAAGGGCCCAGCCAAGGCUCCCUACCGCCUAGAGUGGCCGAGCCGCCCCCAAGUCCACGCCGCGAGGCAGUGAACAAAGCCAAGAAGAAACCGACCUUACUACGCCAUCGAUGCCCUCUCAGUUGCUCGCACUCCCACGCCCACGCCCACUCACGAACCCACGCCCACUCAACCACGGAAGGCUCACACGGAACGCCUGACACCCACCCACAACCAUACUACUACAACCACCGCCAUCAUCAUCACCACUACACCCCAUAUCAGCCAACCCCGCCACAGUCCACCACCCCCUUCCACAACCAGUUUCAAGGAGGGCAAAGUAUCCACAUGAUCAGCAGAGGUGGAGUGGGUGGAGGGAGUGGAGUUAGUGGAGCGAAGGAUACCCGUGUCCCGCCGCUGUCCCUGCCGUCAAGGGUCUCAGGGCCCGAAACAAAGACCAUAAACCAGGAGCCAUUCGUUCCCUUGGACUACAGAAGAAGGGCCAUUAAAUAUAUGAGUACGCGGUUGCAAGUUGGCGUGAACGUGGAGGACGAGCAUAGCGUGAGGGAGAUUGAGAGACGCAUCCAGACCCUAGAGGAGCAAGUCUACGAGUCCAGCGUGACACAGGACGAGUACGUAAGCAAGCUGGCCUCCCGCCUGGCUGCCAUUCUUCAGCACCUCGACAAGUGUAGGGCGCCCAGGACGCCCCCAGUGGCCCACCAAAGCCAGCAGGAGCCAGUUAUGUGACAGGAAGAGAAUGAAGAUGAAGGGAAAGCCGUGGAAGCGAAGAAAUUAAAUGCCGCAAGAACGCUACCGCCAUUGCGAGACCCAGAGGAAGAUGUCGUAGCGAGGGAAAGGGAGGAAAAGAAGGAAGAGGAGGAGGAGGACAAGGGUGAUGAAACUAGAAGAAAGGAAACGGGAGAAAGGAAAGAGGAGGAGGAGGAGGAGGAGAUGGAGAGCAAAAUGAGUACAGAAAAAAAGAAAAAAGAGGAGGAGGAGGAGAAAAGUGAAGAUAAUGCAUAUGGAGGAAUCAUAAGGGAGGAAGAGGAAGAGGAGGAGGAAAGUAACAUCAAAACAGAGGAGGAAAAAGUUAGAAAUAUAGAAGUGGAGGAGGAAAACAAAGAUAAGGAGGAGAGUGAUAUCUGCACAGGAGGAGGAGGAGGAAGAGGAGAUAAAGAGGAGGCCGAGGAAGAAGAUAAGGAGGCGAUAACAGAGGAGGAAAAGGCGCCAUUAAUCAACACCAAGAGAAAAGAAGAAGAAGAAGAAGAAGAAGUGAAAGGGAAGUUGGAAGAAGGAAAAGAAAGACGAAAUUAGAAUAAAACGAAGUCAGAGAGAGAGAGAGAGAGAGAGAGAGAGAGAGAGAGAGAGAGAGAGAGAGAGAGAGAGAGAGUUUCGAAGUAGGAAAAGAAGAUAAAAGGAGAAAAAAAAGAUUCCAAGAAUACGGAGAGAGAGAGAGAGAGAGAGAGAGAGAGAGAGAGAGAGAGAGAGAGAGAGAGAGAGAGAGAGAA
Molecule: messenger RNA, 1621 nt
Organism: Eriocheir sinensis (Chinese mitten crab)
Lineage: Eukaryota; Metazoa; Arthropoda; Malacostraca; Decapoda; Varunidae
Exons: 3
Coding region: 117-860 (247 amino acids)
Source: RefSeq, a predicted model, not a curated record